CUCUCAAUCCUUCAAGUUGUCUCUCUCAGCCGUCAAUCUCAACUGUUGAGAGUGAGAGUGAGAGAGAGAGAUAGAGAAUCAAUGGCGGGUCGAGUACAGUUGUCUAAACCAAACACCCUCUGGUUCUUAUCAUCAUCAUCAUCUCGACUAUAUUCACUCAAUUUCAGAGGACUCCACAACCACAAUAAUCUCAAUUUCAAGAAUCGACUCCAUUUUUGCCCCAACUUGGUCUCAUCUUCUCCCUCCAGAGGAGCUCUGUACUGCACUUGCAGAAGCACUAAUCUCUCUAAUGGCGAAGCAAUCUCAGACCCUUUCGUCCUCACAACUCCCCUUUAUUACGUCAAUGCCCCUCCCCACAUGGGCAGUGCCUACACCACCAUCGCCGCCGACGCAAUUGCCCGUUUUCAGAGGCUGCUGGGAAAGAAAGUUAUAUUCAUUACUGGCACAGAUGAGCACGGAGAGAAGAUUGCUACUGCUGCAGCUGCCUGUGGUUCCAGCCCAAGUGAACACUGUGAUGUCAUUUCACAAGCUUACAAGGCGCUAUGGGAAGAUUUAGACAUAGCUUAUGACAAGUUCAUUCGGACAACUGCUUCCAAGCAUGAAGUUAUUGUGAAGGAAUUUUACUCCAGAGUUCUUGCCAAUGGCGACAUUUACCGGGCAGAUUACGAGGGCCUUUAUUGCGUCAACUGUGAGGAGUACAAGGAUGAGAAAGAACUUCUGGAGAACAACUGUUGUCCCAUGCAUCUAAAGCCAUGUGUCCUAAGGAAAGAGGACAAUUACUUUUUUGCCCUUUCAAAGUAUCAAAAGAAGUUGGAAGAUACUUUAACACAAAACCCCGAUUUUGUGCAGCCUUCUUUUCGUUUAAAUGAGGUGCAAGGUUGGAUCAAAAGUGGCCUGAAAGAUUUUUCUAUUUCACGAACAUCAGUGGAUUGGGGCAUUACAGUUCCUAAUGACGUUAAGCAAACCAUUUAUGUUUGGUUUGAUGCUCUACUGGGUUAUAUAUCUGCACUUUCGGACGAGAAGGAACAAACUAAUUUACAAACUGCACUUUCUUCAGGUUGGCCUGCUUCACUACACUUGAUUGGAAAGGAUAUAUUGCGUUUUCAUGCAGUAUACUGGCCAGCUAUGUUAAUGUCAGCCGGACUAACACUUCCGAAGAUGGUGUUUGGCCAUGGAUUCUUAACAAAGGAUGGCAUGAAGAUGGGGAAGUCACUAGGGAAUACUCUCGAACCAAAUGAUUUGGUGCAAAGGUUUGGAUCUGAUGCAGUCAGGUACUUCUUCCUUAGGGAGGUGGAAUUUGGUAAUGAUGGGGACUACUCAGAGGACCGCUUCAUCAAUAUUGUCAAUGCACACCUUGCCAAUACGAUUGGAAAUCUUCUUAACCGGACACUUGGGCUUUUGAAAAAGAAUUGUCAAUCCACUUUGGCAGUUGAUUCAACUAUUGCAGCUGAAGGAAAUGCAUUCAAGGACACUGUGGAGAAGCUGGUUGAGAAGGCUCGGGUUCAGUAUGAAAAUCUCUCACUAUCAUCAGCCUGUGAGGCCGUGCUAGAGAUUGGCAAUGCCGGGAACUUGUACAUGGACGAACACGCACCGUGGUCUCUUUUUAAGCAAGGGGGUGCUGCUUCUGAAGCUGCUGCAAAGGACCUUGUGAUCAUUUUGGAAACAAUGAGGAUCAUAGCAAUUGCUUUAUCCCCUAUUGCACCAAGGUUAUGCUUCAGAAUAUAUACCCAGCUUGGCUACUCAGAGGACCAGUUCAAUGCUGUUACCUGGAGUGACACCAAAUGGGGUGGAUUGAAAGGUGGUCAGAUCAUGGCUCAACCGAAGCCUAUCUUCGCGAGGAUCGAAAUCCAGAAGGAAGGGGAAGAUGAGGUGAAAAAGAAAUAAAGUAAAGAGAAGGAAAGGAUACCUCAAAGUCAGAAUCUGGCACAGGCCUAGAAAAUCUGGUCUCAGCCAGAUAACAUAAUCCAUUUUGUUACAUUUUUUCUUCCUCUGUAUUUGGUUCCUUUUUCUGUUGUCAUAUUUUUUUUUUUUCUAUAGUCAACCAAUUUUAUGUUACAGACUUGAUAACAAUAACAAUUGAUGUUACAGUCUUUUUUUUGUUCUUUUCUUUUCUUUUCUUCAUAAAGUUCGGUUAAGAUAAAUGGUGUAUCUUGGGACUAAAUUGAUAUUUGUAGUUUGGAAGUUGAGGUUUCACAUUUACUGCUA
Molecule: messenger RNA, 2205 nt
Organism: Camellia sinensis
Lineage: Eukaryota; Viridiplantae; Streptophyta; Magnoliopsida; Ericales; Theaceae
Gene: OVA1
Product: methionyl-tRNA synthetase / methionine-tRNA ligase / MetRS (cpMetRS)
Biological process (GO): methionyl-tRNA aminoacylation
Cellular component (GO): mitochondrion; chloroplast stroma
Molecular function (GO): methionine-tRNA ligase activity; ATP binding
Source: RefSeq, a predicted model, not a curated record